GGGCAGCCGCGUAGGCCUCCACAUGUGACUAAUGCCCUGAAAGACCUUGGCAGGCGGGUAAGCGCCCGCUGAGCUCCUCCGGCCCCUCCCCCACCCUGGCCGCCCUUUUCUGUCGCUGCAGUGGUGUGUCACCUAGCAGUCAGCUGUCAGUGGCACAGAUGAACACAGCUUGGAGGAUCACCAACCCAAGACCAUGCAAGCCCAUGAAUUGUUCCGGUAUUUUCGAAUUCCAGAGCUGGUUGAUUUCCGGCAGUACGUGCGCACCCUUCCAACCAACACGCUUAUGGGUUUCGGAGCUUUUGCAGCACUCACCACUUUCUGGUACGCCACGAGACCUAAAGCCCUAAAGCCGCCAUGCGACCUCUCCAUGCAGUCGGUAGAAGUGGCGGGUAGUGGUGGAGCUCGAAGAUCCACGCUGCUUGACGGCGACGAGCCCCUGGUAAAUUUUUAUGAUGACGUCACAACCCUCUAUGAAGGCUUUCAGAGGGGCAUACAGGUGUCAAAUGAUGGCCCUUGCUUGGGCUCCCGGAAACCAGACCAACCCUACGAAUGGCUUUCCUACAAACAGGUGGCCGACCUGUCCGAGUGCAUCGGAUCAGCGUUGAUCCAGAAGGGCUUCAGGGCCGCCCCCGAUCAGUUCAUCGGCAUCUUCGCUCAAAACAGACCCGAGUGGGUGAUUAUCGAACAGGGAUGCUUCACAUACUCAAUGGUCAUCGUUCCACUGUAUGACACCCUCGGCAGCGAAGCCAUCACGUACAUUGUCAACAAAGCUGAACUGUCUGUGAUUUUUGUUGACAAGCCACAAAAGGCCGAGCUGUUACUAGAGGGAGUUGAAAAUAAGUUAACACCGUGCCUCAAAGUCGUGAUUGUCAUGGACUCCUACGACACUGACCUGGUGGAGCGAGGCAAGAAGUGCGGGGUGGAGAUCACCAGCAUGAAGGCCAUGGAGAACCUGGGAAGAGCCAACAGAAAGAAGCCCAAGCCUCCAGCACCUGAAGAUCUGGCAGUAAUUUGUUUCACAAGUGGAACUACAGGCAACCCUAAAGGAGCACUGAUCACCCAUCGAAAUGUCGUGAGCGAUUGCUCAGCUUUUGUGAAAAUGACAGAGACUGCAAUCAAUCCUUGCCCAGAUGAUAUUUUGAUAUCUUUCUUGCCUCUCGCCCAUAUGUUUGAAAGAGUUGUAGAGUGUGUAAUGCUGUGUCAUGGAGCCAAAAUAGGAUUUUUCCAAGGAGACAUCAGGCUGCUCAUGGACGACCUCAAGGUGCUCCAACCCACUAUCUUUCCUGUGGUGCCAAGACUGCUGAACCGGAUGUUCGACCGAAUCUUUGGACAAGCAAACACCGCCCUGAAACGGUGGCUGCUGGACUUCGCAUCCAAGAGGAAGGAGGCCGAGCUCCGCAGUGGCAUCAUUAGGAACAAUAGCCUCUGGGAUAAACUCAUCUUCCACAAGAUACAGGCCAGCCUGGGCGGGAAGGUGCGGCUGAUGGUCACAGGAGCGGCGCCUGUGUCUGCCACUGUGCUGACGUUCCUGAGAGCGGCCCUCGGCUGUCAGUUUUAUGAAGGUUAUGGACAGACCGAGUGUACUGCAGGGUGCUGCCUGAGCAUGCCUGGAGACUGGACAGCAGGCCACGUGGGUGCCCCAAUGCCUUGCAACUUUAUCAAGCUUGUUGAUGUGGAAGAAAUGAACUACCUGGCUUCCGAGGGUGAGGGCGAGGUGUGUGUGAAAGGGCCAAAUGUAUUUCAGGGCUACUUAAAAGACCCGGCGAAAACAGCAGAAGCUUUGGAUAAAGAUGGUUGGUUACACACGGGGGACAUUGGAAAAUGGUUGCCAAACGGCACCCUGAAGAUCAUCGAUAGGAAAAAGCACAUAUUUAAGCUAGCCCAGGGAGAGUACAUUGCCCCGGAAAAAAUCGAAAAUAUCUACCUGCGGAGUGAGCCUGUCGCUCAGGUGUUUGUGCACGGAGAAAGCUUGCAGGCAUUUCUCAUAGCAAUUGUGGUGCCAGAUGUGGAGACGUUGCGUCCCUGGGCGCGAAAGAAAGGAUUUGAAGGCUCUACUGAGGAGUUGUGCAGAAAUAAGGAUGUCAAGAAAGCUAUCCUGGAAGACAUGGUGAGACUUGGCAAGGAGGCUGGGCUGAAGACGUUCGAACAGAUCAAAGGCAUUGCUCUCCACACUGAAUUAUUUUCUGUGGAAAAUGGCCUUCUAACUCCAACAAUGAAGGCAAAAAGGCCCGAGCUCCGGAACUACUUCAGGUCCCAGAUUGAUGAACUCUAUUCCACCAUCAAGGUGUAAGGAAGAGGAGAAAAGCUCCAAAGGAAUGCCACCCCUUCGCGUCCCGGUCUCACCUGCUGCUGGCCUUCAUGAUGGUAAUUUUGACUACAGCAAGAGUGGGAAAGGAAGCAUUCUGCUUGGCUGUCCAUUGGGUUCUUGUCAUAGGAAUAGCGGAAACGGAACACUGCCUUACAGUCACCUCGUGUUGCAGACCAUGUUUCUGGUGGUACACAAUUUCCAAAGUGAGCCUUAACAAUUGGAAAGGGGAAACUCUAAAUGUACUAAGUUAUUUAAGACUUGCUCCGAUGUAAAGAGGUGGGUGUCCACACGUGUGUCUCCCUGUGUUUCUAGCCGUGUGGUUAGAACUUUGCUCUUUCUGAGAUGUCUGCUCUACUUACUGCACGCGCUGCAGUUGUCUGCUGCUCAAAGCCCACAGUGCACUGGAGGGACGCUGGCCCCUUACACGCGAGGACAGCUGCCCUGGCUGGAGAGUGUCACAAGAGGACCACAAGUUUUUUGGUUUUUGCUUCUGUUUUGUUUUUUCUUUAAAUCCCCUGCCACCUUCCCUUCCUAGCCCCAUUCCCCACGCACUCACAUGGCCCUCCUGAUUCGUAAGGGGUCCCAAGUCCCCUGUCAUUUCUGAAGGUUCUCAGUGACCGGAGAAGGCGUCUGGCUCAGCAGCGCAGAUACCGACUCACCCACUCGCUGACUCACCCGCAGCGCGAUGCACUCGGGCUCGGCUCCCUGGACCCGCCUCCCUCCCUCCGGCUCUCCCCAGGGACUAACGAAAAACCUGCCUUAGACUCUACAGUGAAGACAAGCAUUUCAAGAAAGAAUGAAUGACCUGGAUUGCCACGAUCAGCUGUGAUAGCUAAACAACUGUCCACUUUCUCUUCACUGAACCACUCUCUCUGUUUGUAUCUGCCAACAGAUUUUUAAUGUGGUUUUCAUAUCAAACGAUCAUGUUGUGAUUAUCUUGCUUUUGUUUUGUUUUUGUUUUUGUGUUUGUUUUUUUCUCCCCAAAUAAACUCUCAGGCAAAGCAUGUCUUCAAAAAUAUUAAGGGACUAGAUAUACUUGGGUACUUGAAAUGGACAAUAAUACGCAGAUGUUCUUGAAUAUCAUAAUGCUACCUGAUUUCUAUGAAAUGUAUUUGACAAGCCAAAAUUUAGGGUGUAGAAAUAAGGAAAAAUCAUUUCCUGGGAUUAACUUCUCAAGGGAUUUUUUUUAAGUUAAUUUGGGAAAUUAACAGUGUUUUAUUUUAUUGCAGGUCUUUACCACGUCUGACUGCAUUGAGCUUUGAUUUAUACAUUUAAAGCAGUUGUCUUGGAUAUGUGAGAGUACACGUAUUAUACAAGCACAACAGGGUUUGCACUCAUGAAUUGUCAUUGUAAUAACACUAUUUGGUAGCCUAACUUCAUAUACGUAUUCCUAAAUGCACAAAAAGUCAAUAAUUUGUCACACUGGGGUUUUGAAUGUUUGCUUUAAGUGUUGGCUAUUUCUAUGUUUUAUAAACCAAAACAGAAUUUCCAAAAACAAUGAAGGAAACCAAAAUAAAUAUUUCUGCAUUUGAA
Ochotona curzoniae (black-lipped pika) is the source of this 3841-nucleotide messenger RNA. It is a transcript of the gene ACSL1, whose product is annotated as acyl-CoA synthetase long chain family member 1. Gene Ontology annotation, biological process: long-chain fatty acid metabolic process; very long-chain fatty acid metabolic process; long-chain fatty-acyl-CoA biosynthetic process. Gene Ontology annotation, molecular function: arachidonate-CoA ligase activity. Lineage: Eukaryota; Metazoa; Chordata; Mammalia; Lagomorpha; Ochotonidae. The coding region runs from base 194 to 2290 and encodes 698 amino acids. The transcript is spliced from 21 exons. Gene Ontology annotation, cellular component: membrane; endoplasmic reticulum. The record is from RefSeq and is a predicted model, not a curated record.